AUGCACAUCAUUUUAUCACAAACUAUUAUGCGAAAAUCGUGGUCGGAACCGUGUUUAGUGUAUUUUUUUUUCUUUUAUGCAGAUCUCCGUGGCCCUAAUUAUACAACUGCAGAGUGCAUACUACUAUUUCCAGUUGCCAUUAUUACGGGCAUUUGGUUAGUUUACAUUUGUAUUUUGACAAUCUUUGCCCAAGUAUAUCAGACUCUCCUAGCUUGUCACAUUUUCGAACUGAGCUCAAAACUGGGCAAAGAUGAGCCACAGCUCACGGAACUUCAAAUUGGCAGAAAACAAUAUGAAAUGAAAAGCACUAUUCGGACGCUUUAUAUAUGUUGUAUUGUCAGAGAUUUGGUAUUAACUCCCGUGAUAGUAAUAUGGUCAGCCAUGAACGUAUCUAGAUCAAUUUCUCUUGAAGCAUUAGAUUCAAUCAAGGAUCAGUUCACACUUAUAAGAGUUUUCCGGCUGAUUACAUUCGACUCAAUUGUGCUUUUUGUACCAGCUGCGGUAUUGUACUAUCUUAGUCAGAGAAGGAACCUGAAUAACAAGGAACAUGCCAAAAAUCCAUUACAAGUUCAUAUAUUCCAUCAGGCAAUGAUUAUGACAUCAAUAAAAGCAAUAACAGUUGCACUUUGCACAAUAAUGUCUCUCAUUGAUCAGAAUCUUUCUUGGAUAACUACCGCUACACUAAUGGACCAAAUUUUGGUAGUUGUGUCAGUUCAAAUCUCUACGACAAGAUGUUUCAAACAGAGAUUAAUAGCUUACCAGGAGAGCAAGAAACAGGAAGUUGUCCUGCCAAGACUUGCUCCAAUUAGUUAUCAACAACCUCUAAAAUAUUGA
Caenorhabditis elegans is the source of this 834-nucleotide messenger RNA. It is a transcript of the gene T27E7.5, whose product is annotated as Serpentine Receptor, class Z. The transcript has 5 exons. The coding region runs from base 1 to 834 and encodes 277 amino acids. The record is from RefSeq and is marked reviewed. Lineage: Eukaryota; Metazoa; Nematoda; Chromadorea; Rhabditida; Rhabditidae.